This is a messenger RNA of Strongyloides ratti, 780 nucleotides long. Its product is annotated as CAP domain-containing protein. Lineage: Eukaryota; Metazoa; Nematoda; Chromadorea; Rhabditida; Strongyloididae. Bases 1 to 780 code for a protein of 259 amino acids. The transcript has a single exon. The record is from RefSeq and is a predicted model, not a curated record. Gene Ontology annotation, cellular component: extracellular region.
AUGUUAUUUUAUAUUGGAACUUAUUGGUCUUUAUUUAUUAUUUUUUUAAAUAAUUUAUAUAUUACUACAAAUGGAUUGAAUGAAGUUAGUAGGAUAAAAUAUUUUGACAAUGAAAAAGGAUAUAACUAUCCAUAUUUAAAAAUUUCUAAAAAAUACAAAAAUCAAAGUUCAAGAAGAAAAGUUAUUGUUGAAAGAUUACGAUUACUUAGAAGACAUUUAUUAUCACAAAAUAGAUUUCCAUUGAAAAAAAAAUCUAUUAUACAACAAAAUAAUUUAGUUCCAGAAACUAAUUUUGAUGUUGAAAAAUUUAAAAGAGUUUUUGUUAUAAAACAUAAUUUAAUAAGAAUAAAACAUCAUGUACAAUCAUUAGGAAUUUCUAAAGAAUUAGAAAAUGAGGCACAAAGGUAUGCAGACAAAUUGGCAUCAAUAAAUAAUGGUCUAAGGCAUGAUCGCAAUAAUAUUCAUCAUGGAGAAAAUUUGUAUUAUGGAACUUUUAGAGAAUUACCAAAGGAAGAAGAUUUAUCUGAAUCUAUUUUGGAUAAAUUUUAUACAGAAAUUAAGUAUUAUAAUUACAAAUCAUUUAAUCCACAGGAUCAUCAUAAAUAUGGACAUUUUACACAAAUGAUAUGGAAAUCAACAACUGAAAUUGGUGUUGGAGUUGAAUUUGCAAAAAAGUAUAUUCAUAAAGGAUUAACAAAAACACGUAUAUAUGUUGUUGUUAGAUACAAUCCUGAAGGAAACAUUUUGUCAGAAAAAGAAUUUAGAAAAAAUGUUUUAUAA